AUGUCAAGCUAUCCAGGAAGCAGUAAGGGAAAAGGGCCCAAAAUUCCCCCGCCACCAAUUAAAUAUCAAAAGUCUCAUAAAAAUAUGACAUUCAUAUUCGCACCCGACAGUCAUGUUUUUAAAAAAAGUCUAAUUGGUGGAGAGGACAACAUCUUGGAGGGAAUCUUGCACUUGAGUUAUGAAAAGCCCACUCAAGUAAAAUCCAUAAAUCUCAAUUUAAAAUGCAUAGAGAAAACCACAUUAUAUGAAUCUCUAGGAAGAGCGAAUACACUCUUUACUGGUGUUCACGUUCUGAUCGAUAAGAUGGAAAAAAUUUGGGAAUCCAAAGACGAGAAGUCUGUUGGAAGUUUGGAUAUUCCGUUCAGGAUUUUACUUCCCGAUGACCUUCCCGAGGCGAUUAGCGCCAAGUAUGGACAAGUCAGUUAUGUGCUUAAGGCCAUAGUUAAUCAGAAAAGUUUUUUGGUCGCAUCGACACAAACAGUGGAAAUUUUAUAUCCAUUGAAAAAAUUAAUCCUGGACAACACCAGUACAUCUUACUAUAAAUUACGCGGGGAAUCCAAAAAUGGAAUGGAAUACUCAUUUGAUCUGCCACCUAACAAGAUCUUUAAUAUUGGAACAUGGGUGCCAAUCCCUAUGAGAAUUAGACAAGCAUGGACUUUCGAUUUGAAAAAACCAAGGAGUACGACGCGUCAAUUUAGUGAAAAGGCCAUUUCCAUGUUGAUACCACGUCAAGAUAUCAUUUAUCUGCAACCCACUUCCCAUCAUUAUCAUGGGGAAUGCGUCACCACGAUUGACUUUACCGUCCCACAAAACCUACAGCCCUCGUAUGAGGGUCGAGUGAUAAGUAUAACACACCAUUUCUACGUAAGAUUUUAUCUGUGGGAUUCGGAGAAAGAUUUCACGGUUGAAGAGAAUGUUACUGUUGCGUAUAUUCAUGAACCAAUCUUACCAUCGCGAGUUGGGACACCUAAUGGUUCACAAUAUCAAAUCCACCUCAUGAAUUACUCACCUUCCCAUAUAACUCCACAGAGCAGUGGGAAUUAUACCAUUGAAGAGGAUCCCGAUGAAAUUAGGGUUGCAACUCCAAUCGGUCAAUCUUCCACCGACAAUGGAUCCCUAUAUAUAUUUGAAGAUCCAAUUCCUUAG
Acaulospora morrowiae is the source of this 1146-nucleotide messenger RNA. The record is from the annotation of a GenBank genome assembly. Lineage: Eukaryota; Fungi; Glomeromycota; Glomeromycetes; Diversisporales; Acaulosporaceae.